CCUUGCUGGGGGGAAGAGAAAGGGGCCGCUAUUCCGUUGUAGGGCUGGUUAGAUUGAGGCGGGCUAUUUUGGGGGAGCCAUCAGACGGAGAGAGAGAGCGAGAGAGAGAGCACCGCACACAGAGAGAAGCACAGAUUUAAGCGGUGCUCUAUAAGAGUCUACUCUGAGACUCGCGCAACAGAUUUGUAUGCGUGGAAGGGAUCUUAGAUAACUCACUCUCACUUUGGACGUUGUGUUUUCUAGUAGAAAUGACUGCGGAACGCACCCUGUUUUUUUUAUGCUCCAACGUGUUUAAAUGGGGAUAUCUAGCUCUUGGAGAAGGCGCUGCGAUUAGCCUAAUGACUGUCGUCGGGGCGCAGUGGAUUCGUUGAGUUCAUUAGGCUACAAUAACGGAAUCAGUGCUGGCUGCGUAAAGGAGCUAUUUUGGAACUACUUUCAGAAUCACCCAAAGGGAUUUUACUUUAAAGAUGGAACCUGGACAAAUAAUCUGCGGAUUGUAUAUCCGAAUAUGGAUACUUCUCGCCGUUAUGGCAGUGGCCACGCAAAACGUCAAAGGUAAAACGUUAAAAUAUCAAGUUUACGAGGAACAGAAGGUGGGGACUGUUAUUGGACGGCUUAAAGAAGACCUGGCUGCGGUUUUGGUCAAACUCCCAAGUUCUGUGUCUUUGCGUUUCCGAACCAUGCAGAGAGGUAGCACGUCUUUCCUAUCCGUGCGCGAGCAGGACGGAGAGAUCAGCAUCCGUUCCAAAAUAGACAGAGAGAAGCUCUGCGAGAAGAACCUCAACUGUUCCAUUGAAUUCGAUGUUCUGACUCUUCCAACAGAACACUUGCAGCUCUUCCACGUCGAAGUGGAAGUGUUGGACAUUAAUGAUAACGCGCCCCAGUUCGCCCGCGCCGUAAUCCCCAUCGAGAUCUCCGAGAGCGCGGCAGUUGGGGCGCGCAUUCCCCUGGACAGCGCGAGUGACCCCGACGUCGGGGAGAACUCCCUCGAUACUUACUCCCUCGAGCCCAACAACUACUUCAAGAUUGACAUUCAGAGCAGAACGGACGGGGCUAAGUACUCGGAGUUGGUGGUGCUAAGGGAGCUCGACAGGGAGAUGCAGCCAGGUUAUGAACUUCAGCUGACGGCCUCCGAUAAGGGCGUUCCCCCUAAAUCAGGUUCUACUCUCCUCAGAAUUAGCGUGGCAGAUUCAAACGACAACAGUCCUAUUUUCGAACAGUCUUCAUAUGUGAUUCAUCUAUUGGAGAAUUCACCUGUUGGAUCUCUUCUUAUUGACCUGAAUGCGACUGAUGCAGAUGACGGAACCAACGCCAAAAUCGUCUACUCCUUUAGCAGUCACGUGUCCCCGAAAAUCGUGGAAACGUUCAAGAUCAACUCAGAUAACGGCCACCUGACGCUCAUGAAGCGCGUGGACUUUGAAAGCGCGACAUCAUAUGACAUUGAUGUCCAAGCCCAGGAUAUGGGCCCCAACUCCAUGCCAGCACACUGCAAGAUCUUCAUCAAGGUAGUGGACGUAAACGACAACAAACCAGACAUCAGCAUCAAUCUGAUGUCCCAAGGGGACAGAGGCAAGGAGGACGCAGCCCAUAUCUCAGAGGCCGCUCCAUUGGAUUCCUUCGUGGCCUUAGUAAGAGUGGAGGACCUAGAUUCCGGUCUGAACGGAGAGGUUGUGUGUAAACUCCAUGGCCAGGGGAGUUUUAAACUACAGAAGACGUACGAGAACAACUACAUGAUCCUCACUAACGUCUCGCUGGAUCGGGAGAAGAGGUCAGAGUUCAGCUUGACGGUCAUCGCCGAGGACCGCGGCACGCCCAGCCUCUCGACCAUCAAGCACUUCACCGUGCAUGUGCUGGAUGAAAACGACAACGCUCCACGCUUCCAGAAGGGACGCUAUGAGGUAUUCAGAUCAGAGAACAACGCGCCUGGGGCCUACCUCACGUCGCUAUUGGCAACCGACCCCGACCUGGACGCCAACAGCCAGGUGAGCUACUUCCUGGUGGAGAACAGCGUUCACGGGAGCUCUAUCUCCACCUUUGUCACCAUAGACCCGUCCAACGGUGCUGUUUACGCCCUCCGCACGUUCGACCGCGAGGACAUCAGCCGGAUAUCCUUCGUAGUCCAGGCCAAGGACGCCGGGGAACCCUCGUUGCUGAGCAACGCCACCGUUGUCUUGACAAUCCUAGACGAAAACGACAACCCGCCGGUCAUCGUGGUUCCGCAGCUCUGGAACCUCACGGCCGACGUCCCCGUCUCCAAGUACACCGAGGCCGGUAGCCUGGUUACCGCUGUCAGGGCGACCGACCGAGACACCGGCGUCAACGCAGAACUCACAUGUUCAAUCACUGCCGGCAACGAGGAAGGCUUCUUCUCUAUGGAUCCUAGAACGUGCGAGAUCAGCGCCAACGUUAGCCUCGACAUGUUUCCCCACGAGUUUGCGGAGCUCACCGUCCUGGUCAGUGACCACGGUUCCUUGCAACAGACCACCAAGGCCGUCCUAAAAAUCAGCCUCUAUGAGAACAUGGAGGGCCACGUGCAGGUGCUGGACCAGGGGGAGACGCCGCUCGACGCCUCCCUCAUCAUCAUCAUGUCCCUGGGGGCCAUCUGCACUAUGCUCCUGAUCAUCAUGGUGAUGUUCGCCGCCCGCUGCAACCGAGAAAAGAAAGAUACCAGGAACUCAUACAACUGCAGGGUGGCGGAGACCAACCACCAGCAUCACCCUAAGAAACCGUCGCGGCAGAUCCACAAGGGUGACAUUACACUUGUUCCCACGGUGAAUGGGACUCUACCAAUCAGAGCGCACCACCGCUCACCCUCGGCCACGCCCCCCAUGGACCGGGCGCCAAUGGGAAGCCGGCAGAGCCACCACAGCCACCAGUCACUGAAUAGCCUGGUGACGAUAUCGUCCAAUCAUAUCCCGGAGAGCUUCGCCCUGGAGUUGGCCCACGCUACGCCACCCGUCGAGCAAGUCUCACAGCUUCUGUCCAUGCUCCAUCAGGGUCAGUAUCAGCCUCGACCCUGUUUCCGUGGCAACAAAUACUCCAGAAGCUACAGGUAUGCAUUGCAGGACAUGGACAAGUUCAGCUUGAAGGACAGUGGUCGUGGGGACAGCGAUGCGGGGGACAGCGACUAUGAUAUGGGACGAGAGUCCCCCAUCGACCGUCUGCUGGGGGAUGGCUUCUCUGAGCUCUACCACCUGGACAUGCUCCACAGACUACACCCAGCUAUGCGCCUAUGCACUGAGGAGUGUCGUGUGUUGGGCCAUUCUGACCAGUGCUGGAUGCCUCCCCUGGCCCUCUCCCUGUCCUCCCCGGCCUCCUCCUCCUCUGACUACCGCAGCAACAUGUUUAUCCCAGGGGAGGAGUCCUCUAACCAGCCCCCCCACCUCCUCGAUGACGACCAGGCGUCCAUCGACUCCUCGGAGCGCAGGAAGAGCUUCUCCACCUUCGGGAAGGAGCCCGGGAGUUCUGAGGAGGGAGGGGUCAGUGAAGGGAGUUCCUUGCUUUCGGAGAUGAACGGAAUCUUCCAGCGCCUGCUUCCUCCGUCACUGGACUCGUACGCCGAGUGCAGCGAAAACAACGUUGCUGCCGCGGCAACGGAAAGAGGAAGUGGAAAGGGUGGCCACGCCAAGGUGCUGUUACCGGGCGGAAACAACACCAAAGGCCCCGCCUCCUACCCGGCGGGCGUGGCGGCGUGGGCGGCGAACACCCACUAUCUGAACCCCGGAGGCGGAGCUGUCGGCCAAAGCCCAUCAAGUCACAACACCAACAACCUCACCAACAUGGCCACCUCGUCCACCUCCUCUUCCUCCUCCAACCAGCCACCACACCUAAGAUGGCUGCCUGCCAUGGAGGAGAUCCCAGAAAACUACGAGGAGGAUGAGCUGGAGAGUAUGUUAGGGAUGGGGUACCUGGGAGGGAAGCAGCGCAGUGACAGACACGAUGACAUGAUGGACGCUAGUGAGUUGGUCACCGAGAUUAAUAAACUACUACAGGACGCCAGACAGACCUAGAGAGAGACGGAGAGAGAGACGGAAUGAGAGAGAGAGAUGGAGAGAGAGAGACAGAGAGAGAGAGAGACGGAGAGAGCGAGAGACGGAGAGAGAGAGAGACAGAGAGACAGAGAGAGACAGAGAGAGUGAGAGACAGAGAGACAGAGACCAAUGAGAGGCCAAGGACAAUUAUACAGGAAACUGAUCCUAUAGCACUGAUGGUUUUUCUGGGAUCUUAAGACCUUUUAAACGUUGGUGAGACGUUUCAAUGUUGUUUGUGACGUUGUGGUUGGGCCACAGAUCAACAAGGCUUGAACUAACGCCCAGAGACACGUUUCUAAACUCCUUCAUGUUUCUAACACUGUGAAAGAAGUCUGAGAGAAAUGACUAUGAACAGCGUUGGCAUUUAUAAUGUACAGCCCACGUUACUGUGAAAAGAGAUGCCCUCAAAAUGUUGUCAUAUGUGUCCUUGUCAUGUCAACGUUAACAACUGUGGUGUACAUUGUAAAAACAGGUGUACAAAGCCCUUUGUAUUUUAAAAAUACACACUUUUAUACUCUCUCUUUCUAUCUAUAUUUAUAUGUAUGUUUGUACAGAAGAAAAACAAAUGAAAAACAAAUAUUUUUUGAUAUUUUCCAUCAUAUCAUAUAUUAUCAAUCCAUGUAGUUUUUUUUUUACUCCAACGUUAUUUGUAUUUUGUAUUUUGUGUAAACGGUAGAUAUUUUAUUAUUGAAAGUGUGUGUGUCAAGCACACGUCGCCGUGGUGUAAGGUCGGCAGUGUGUGUCCCACGUCCAAUACGGCAUCCUCUUCCCUAGAAGCUCAGAGUCCUAGACACUAUCUGGAGAAUGUGGUUCCGUUUGGGAUGUUGCCUGCGUGUCUGUGUGGUACCUGUCAGUGUAUCACUUUUCAUUGUGACCAACAGAUUGGACAUAAUAAAGCUGAAGUCAA
Messenger RNA from Oncorhynchus masou masou (cherry salmon), 4938 nucleotides. Its product is annotated as protocadherin-18-like. Lineage: Eukaryota; Metazoa; Chordata; Actinopteri; Salmoniformes; Salmonidae. The coding region runs from base 468 to 4010 and encodes 1180 amino acids. The record is from RefSeq and is a predicted model, not a curated record. The transcript has 4 exons. Gene Ontology annotation, cellular component: plasma membrane. Gene Ontology annotation, biological process: homophilic cell-cell adhesion. Gene Ontology annotation, molecular function: calcium ion binding.